This is a messenger RNA of Anopheles arabiensis, 674 nucleotides long. It is a transcript of the gene Ufm1, whose product is annotated as ubiquitin-fold modifier 1. Bases 199 to 465 code for a protein of 88 amino acids. Gene Ontology annotation, cellular component: cytoplasm; nucleus. The transcript has 3 exons. The record is from RefSeq and is a predicted model, not a curated record. Gene Ontology annotation, biological process: protein K69-linked ufmylation. NCBI's taxonomy places the organism in Eukaryota, Metazoa, Arthropoda, Insecta, Diptera, Culicidae.
GGCGACGUGUCAGUUGCAUUUGUUGACAAUUUUGUUUGGUCUGGUUCGUGUGCCAGUUUCGGAAGGAACUUGUGGAAAAGGAAAUUCAGGGAAAGCUGCUACAUUUUGCGAUACAUUCCCCAGCGAAAGGCAUCCUGAGCAAGCCUUUAUUAGCUAGACGUAGAUUAUAGACAACUCACUCAGAGACCUUUUCCAACGAUGGCAGUCUCUAAGGUUACGUUCAAGAUUACACUCACCUCCGACCCGAAGCUGCCGUUCAAGGUACUAAGCGUUCCGGAAGCGACACCCUUCACGGCGGUUCUAAAAUUCGCGGCGGAAGAGUUCAAAGUGCCCCCAGCGACGAGUGCCAUCAUUACGGACGAUGGUAUCGGCAUCAACCCGCAGCAGACAGCUGGCACCGUGUUCCUCAAGCACGGUUCCGAGCUUCGGUUAAUUCCCCGCGAUCGUGUCGGAUGCCGUUACUAGUGACCGCGAUAGUUUCCGUUUUAGUGUCGCCUGCUGCUUCGACAGGAAUGGGUUCCGUUUCAUCCGUACUGCUGCUACCAACGCAAUGUGAUACGCAACAACUAAAACAUCCGCGAGUCCGCUUUGUGCGCAGAAGCAUUUUUAUUAAUCGUUGUUCUGUUCUAUUUUUGCUGUGUCGAUUGAAAUAAAUAUUUUUUCUCCAUAAAAGA